Impatiens glandulifera is the source of this 948-nucleotide messenger RNA. Its product is annotated as probable receptor-like protein kinase At5g38990. Gene Ontology annotation, biological process: protein autophosphorylation. The record is from RefSeq and is a predicted model, not a curated record. The transcript has 3 exons. Gene Ontology annotation, cellular component: plasmodesma; plasma membrane. The coding region runs from base 1 to 948 and encodes 315 amino acids. NCBI's taxonomy places the organism in Eukaryota, Viridiplantae, Streptophyta, Magnoliopsida, Ericales, Balsaminaceae. Gene Ontology annotation, molecular function: transmembrane receptor protein tyrosine kinase activity; ATP binding.
AUGAGAUUUUUAUUUGCUGAGAUCUUAAGCGCAACUAAAAACUUUGACAAGAAAUUAGAGAUUGGACACGGGGGUUUUGGUAGGGUCUACAAAGGGGUUAUAAAUGUUAUUAAUGAUAAGGCUAAAAUGAUAGUAGCAAUUAAAAGAUUAGAUUCUAAAUCUAAGCAAGGAGAGAAAGAAUUUAUAUCGGAAAUUGAGACGCUUUCUAAGCUUAGACACAAACACAUUGUUUCUUUGAUAGGAUACUGCAGCUAUGGCAGUGAGAUGAUACUUGUUUAUGAGUACAUAGAACGUGGCACUCUGGCGGACUAUCUCCACAAGAAUAAACGUGAUAGUAGAGCUUUGCCUCUUCUUACUUGGAAGGAAAGACUCAAUAUUUGUUUGGGUGCUGCUCGUGGGUUAGACUACUUGCACAACAAUAAUGUGCAAGAAGUCAUACAUCGAGACGUGAAAAGCGGAAAUAUUUUGGUGGAUCUGAACUGGAUGGCCAAAAUUGCUGAUUUUGGCAUAUGCAAAGUUGAAUCUACAAGCCAUACCCAUACAAGUACUGAGGUAAAGGGAACUAUUGGCUACAUAGAUCCAAUGUACUCCUCGACCAAAAUGCUAACCAAGAAAUCAGAUGUGUAUUCUUUCGGUGUUGUGUUGUGGGAAGCGUUAUGUGGCAGACCAGUCCUUGAUAAUAAAAUCGACGACGAACAACAACAUAGUCUCGUUUUGUGGGUUCAGCGAUGUUACAAGAAUAAGACGGUCCACAAAAUAAUUGAUUCAAGUUUGAUGGGACAAAUCUCAACCGAUUCUCUCCAGUUGUAUAUUGAUCUUGCGAUAGCGUGUUUGCAUGAAGAAGGUAACAGAAGACCUACAAUGGCUAAAAUCAAAGAGGAUCUUAAAUAUUUAUUGACUGAUGGUCUCAAUUUCUUAAGGUGGGAAGAGUUAACCUAUUGCCCCUAA